GAAUGCGCAAUACUUCUAGAUUGUAGAGAUCCCCAUAGCUUCACGUGAACAUGACUCGGUCUAUAGUUUUCUGGAAUAUCUGUAUGGCUCUGAACCCUGAAGAAACAGCUGGUGAUCAUUAGUAAAGCUACCAACCCAAGAAACAAGUGCUGACAAUUACUGGAGUCCAGGGGAUUGAUGCUGUCACAGGUGUUUGGUGUUUAUUCGUAAAUCGUUUUGAAAGAUUGUGUCUGUGGCCUCUAUACUCAAAGGUGUCGGUAUUUCAGUGUUGUAAAACAUUUUCCCGAUUUUUUUUUUGCACUUUGUCGGAACAAAGGGGUAUUUGGGUAUUCCUUGUUUUUACAGGAACCGGCUGAAAACUAGCUCUUCUUGGUUUGGGGUUCCAUUUAUUUAAAAAACUAAAUUGUAAAUUGGCUUCUAAACAGUGGAAUUGCUAAUUCCCGUCAUUCCAUGUUAUUCAUUGCGCACCUUCCAGCCCCCCCCCCCCCACCCAAUCUCCACCAGUGCAAUGGUUUGAGCCAGUAGGUCCGUCCAGGUGUAAUAAAAGCUGGAGAACACAAAAUUAAGAGCCACCUGUCUACAGAAAGCCAAGGACUGUCCUGCUUCACUCAAGAUCACUCGGAUCAGAGAGAUGGGAGGGAGAUUGUCCAAGGCUUCCUUGGCCAAAACAAGGUCAUGAUCUUUAGCGUCACAUCAUGCCAGCUUUCAGCACAGGUAAAGGAGCUAUUCAGAUCCAUGAAAGUCUCAUACUGUGUGCUGGAGCUCGAUCAAAGAGAGGAUAGGCAAGAGAUACAGCAGGCACUGUGGGAGCUGACUGAACAGAGGGAGCUACCCAGUGUGUUUGUAAACAGGCAGCAUAUAGGAGACUGGGAGAAGACCUCACAGGCGCACAGAGAGGGAAGGUUGCAGGCAUUGCUGGACAUGCAGGAGGUUAACCUCAGCCCAGACUUGUACGACUAUGACCUGCUGGUUAUCGGAGGGGGGUCUGGAGGACUGGCUGCUGCAAAGGAAGCUGCCACGUAUGGGAAGAAAGUUGUGGUCCUGGACUAUGUAACCCCAACUCCCAAGGGAACAACAUGGGGACUCGGUGGGACUUGUGUCAAUGUGGGCUGUAUUCCUAAGAAACUGAUGCACCAGGCGGCCAUUUUGGGACAAGCCAUUCACGACUCGCAGAGGUAUGGCUGGGAGCUUCAAGAAAAAGUGUCUCACAACUGGAGGAACAUGAGGCAGGCGGUUCAGGAUCACAUUGGCUCACUGCGCUUUGGCUACAGCAAGGCUCUGAGAGACAGCAAGGUUACCUACAUGAACGCCUAUGGGGAGUUUGUUGGGCCUCACCAGAUCAAGGCGACAAACAGUAAAGGAAAGGAGACUUUUUAUACAGCUGCAACCUUUAUCAUAGCAACGGGAGAGAGGCCGAGAUAUUUAGGCAUCCCUGGAGACAAGGAAUAUUGCAUUACCAGCGAUGACUUGUUCUCCCUGCCUCAGAGUCCCGGUAGGACGCUGGUGGUUGGUGCCUCUUAUGUGGCACUGGAGUGUGCUGGCUUCCUGGCAGGGCUCGGCCUGGACAUCUCGGUGAUGGUGCGCUCCAUCCUGCUCAGGGGGUUUGACCAGCACAUGGCCAACAAGAUCGGAGAGCAUAUGGAGCAGCACGGGGUCACGUUCAUCCGGCAGUUUGUACCCACCAAGAUUGAACGGCUUGAAGAAGGCAGCCCAGGCAAACUGAAAGUGACAGCCAAAUCUACAGAUGGAAAAGAGACUUUUGAAGGAGAGUAUAAUACAGUGUUACUUGCAGUUGGUAGGGAUGCCUGCACCCGUACUAUUGGUCUGGACACUGUGGGAGUGAAGAUCAAUGUAAAGACUGGUAAGAUCCCAGUAAACGAGGAAGAGCAGACGAACGUGCCCCAUAUCUACGCAAUCGGUGAUGUACUGGAGGGAAAGCUUGAGCUGACUCCUGUGGCAAUCCAAGCAGGGCGACUUCUGGCCAGGAGGCUGUAUGCAGAGCACAGCACCAAGUGUGACUACACCAACGUUCCAACCACUGUAUUCACUCCAUUAGAGUAUGGGGCUUGUGGCUUGUCAGAAGAGGACUCCAUUCAGAAGUAUGGGGAGGACAACAUUGAGGUGUAUCACAGUAACUUCUGGCCACUGGAGUGGACCGUGCCAGCCAGGGAUAAUAACACAUGCUAUGCAAAGAUUAUCUGCUACAAGCAAGACAGUGAACGAGUUGUAGGUUUCCAUGUCCUGGGACCAAACGCUGGAGAAAUCACCCAGGGCUUUGCAGCAGCGAUGAAAUGCGGAAUGACAAAGGAACAGCUUGACAACACAAUAGGGAUUCACCCUGUCUGCGCUGAGGUUUUCACCACAUUGUCAGUAACAAAACGCUCAGGAGGGGAUAUAGCUAAGGGUGGCUGCUGAGGUUAGUACCCUGCUGCUGACACUCAUUGCCAUUUCUGACAAACUCUGGCUACCACAAUAAAAUCCCUAAGAUAAAAGGUCUGACUCAAUAAAAAAAGCACACCUUUUUACAAUUUAGUUUUUGCAAUUUAGUGUCUGCCUUGACCCCCUUCUGUACAUGCUCAAAAGGGACUACCUGGGAUUGUGUGGCUUGAGUUUUGCCAUGGCAAUCUGUACAGCAGCAGGGGACUCCUGUUGAAGAUAAUGAACUGCUGUGCCGCAGGGCCCCCUGGAGUGCUCCAAUGACGUCUCAGCCUGGAACCGACCACAAGAGGUUGGCUGUGACUGAAAAACUGCCCGCACAGUAUGGAAACACUUGGUUGUUUGUGAAGGAUAUUUAAUGUAUAUUUAGAUUUCAUUUUUAAAAAAUGUAUGUAAUAUUGAAUAUUUUAGCUGUUCUUAUACAAUUUCACAGUUUUACACCACUCAACCUCUUUUUUGUAAACCAAGCAAUUUACUUUUCGGGGGGUCCCUGUUUUGAUAAAUUCACACAUGCUCCUAGAAGGAUCAAAUAAGCAGGGGAAACAAAGUGUUGAAAUACUCAUGACAGUAAAAGCGUCAUUGUUGAUACAUGGAGCUACUGUGUAUAUAGGACUAGCAUUACAUUUUUGGAGGGAGGUCUCUGUAGUCUUGAAAGCUUGUGAUUUAUUGUUUAGUUAGUCCAAUAAAAGGUAUCACCUCUCCUCUUUAUUUAAUGCUUAAGAAAUUAAUGUCUAAUAAAUAGAGUUGAAAAUCUAAUACAAAGGUAAUUAGAUAAUGUACACUUAUUAGGGAACCGUGAUACAAUGUAGUUUAAUAAAUCAAUUUGUUUUCAGUAUUUAUAUUUUACAUUUUUGUUUGUUGUUGUUUUACCAACCUAUAACCUUGUUUUCAGAUUGUAUUUCCAGAAUGUAUUAGAGCUUGGUUUUCAUUAAAAUAUAUACCCCUUA
Molecule: messenger RNA, 3383 nt
Organism: Acipenser ruthenus (sterlet)
Lineage: Eukaryota; Metazoa; Chordata; Actinopteri; Acipenseriformes; Acipenseridae
Product: thioredoxin reductase 1, cytoplasmic-like
Exons: 17
Coding region: 676-2415 (579 amino acids)
Biological process (GO): glutathione metabolic process; cell redox homeostasis; cellular response to oxidative stress
Cellular component (GO): mitochondrion; cytosol
Molecular function (GO): glutathione-disulfide reductase (NADPH) activity; thioredoxin-disulfide reductase (NADPH) activity; flavin adenine dinucleotide binding
Source: RefSeq, a predicted model, not a curated record